AUGAACAACACCACGACCACAAACCUGCUGACGACAAGCAACACUCCUGCUACAGCAAAUAGAAGUGAAGGAGUACAACAAAUGAAUACUUGUGGCCGAAGCAAUACAUCAUCAACAAUGCCAAGCAAUAUUCAACAUGAAUAUACUAUUGCUUCAUCUCAAGUGCCAAAUAAUUAUUCACGGGAAUAUACUUUUCUGAAAAACAAUUCUAGGAGCAACUCUUCUGCACAGGAAAUUAGUUCUUCUAUUCAAGGACCAUUCUCUGAAACAAUGUCAAUUAAAACUGAGAAGAUAGCAGCUGGGAUAUCAGAAAGAGCAAAUGUUUCUCCAUUUUCUGAAAGUAAGCCAAUAAUUGCUUCUUCAUGUAUUGAAACAUUUACAAAUCCAUACCAUACUCCUUUACUGGGUACGCAAUCAAUGAUCGAGCCUUGUGUACCAAUAAGAAAGCUUCCAAACCUUACCAUAAAUGUAAACAAUAAUAGUAGCACUGCUGUCCUUGCAUCAGCUGGUUCACAUUCUGCUAAACCAAAUCAAACUUCACCUCCUCCACCUUCCAAUUUUCCAACAAUUCCAUUACUUCCAGCCAAUUUCACAACAACUACCACUUUAAGUAGUGGUACUUGCACAUCAGUGCUUGGCAACUGUGGACCAAUUCCAUUUUCCUUUUCAAAGCCAACUAGUUCAUUUGCAGAAUUAGGAGAAAUCAUUUCUCAAGGUAACUUUGGAAUACCUAAUUCCUCAACCUAUUGUAAUGAUACCAUUAGUUGCAAUUCUACUACUAGCUCUACUUUUGAAGAACCUAAGAAAGUCAAGAAUAGAAAAGAAAAAUCACUCACCAUGAUUUGCAGCAAGUUUAUCCAAUACUAUGAAGAAAAGGCUAAUAGCCCAACAACUAGCGCUCAAUCAAAGGGUGACAUUAAGAUUGAAGAAGCUGUUAACACACUAGGUAUUGAAAAGAGAAGAAUUUAUGAUAUUUUAAAUGUCCUCGAAAGUAUUUCUAUUGUAACAAAAGUUGGUGUUUCAUGCUAUAAAUUCAAUGGAACAAAGUGCCUCAACGCUACUCUUGAACAAAUGAAAAACAGUGCUUUCGUAGAUCCACUCCUUUUUGAAGGUAUUCAAUCACUCCCAAAAAAUCCACAAAACGAACCAAUUAUUAAGAGUUUAUCAAAGUUUAAACAAUCAUCUAUGACUCAUACUUCAAGAUCGAACACAUUGACAUCAUUGAGCAGGCUCUUGAUUAUGUGUUUCUUGGCAACUGAAGUUAAAGAAAUUACACAAGAUCAACUUUUGGCCAUUGUGCUAAAAGAUUCUACCGAAAAGACGAGAACAAGAAGAUUAAAUGAUAUUGUAAACAUUUUAUCUGCCAUUCACUUACUUGAAAAGAAAACUGAAAAGAGUGUUAAUGUUUUCAAGUGGCUUGGUGGAUCUUACGCAAAUGAAAACAAACCAGUCAGUUCUAUCAUAUCUCCUUCUAAAAUGCCUCUGAAAAAGAGAAAGAGAGUUAAGGCUGGAUCACAAGGAUCAGAUAACGAAACAUCUCCAUUAACCAUUGAAGGUGGUCCUUCUUUUUCUAUUGUUGAUAUACCACAACCUGAAAAUUCAAAGAACGAAAUUUCUGAAAUUAGUCCAGUGCCAAUCUCUACAGUUUCUCCAUCAUUUUUCCAAAGCAGUACAACCACUUGUAAAACUCCAACAUCUAGUGGUAGCAACAGCAGUGGUGGUCUUCAUUUUCAAUUCAGAUCGCCACCAAGUAAGAAGAAUAAGACCAUUCCACUUUCUUCAUUCACAACUGUUUUGGGAGGCGCACCAAAGAUUUCUCCAAAGAACUUGAAUGAAAUCUUCAAGUCAAGCGAGCAACCAAUUACGAAUAAUUCAAAUAUUCCUGUCCAAAGCCCAACCAUUCCAAAUGCUGGUAUUACCACAACAUUUGGUAAAUUGGGCUCUGGAAGCAUUUUUUCACAAACUUCUGGUCAAGUUUCACCUCGAGUAAUGCCUUCAGCUAUUAAGGCAACCAUUUUCAACGAAAAUAAUAAGGAAAAUGUCUGUAAGCCAACAGUUUCUCAAACUACAAAGAAACCAUUAUCACCUAACGACAAUGCACAACAAGGUAAAAUCACUUUCAAGAUUCGUGGUACCAAUGAAACAACUUUAGCUCCAAGACAACCACUUGGUCUUAAAACAGACAAUGGCGUUAAUAAUCAACAAAAUAUUAAAUCUCCAAGACCUUAA
Molecule: messenger RNA, 2229 nt
Organism: Naegleria gruberi
Lineage: Eukaryota; Heterolobosea; Eutetramitea; Acrasida; Naegleriidae
Exons: 2
Coding region: 1-2229 (742 amino acids)
Biological process (GO): regulation of transcription by RNA polymerase II
Cellular component (GO): RNA polymerase II transcription regulator complex
Molecular function (GO): DNA-binding transcription factor activity, RNA polymerase II-specific; RNA polymerase II cis-regulatory region sequence-specific DNA binding
Source: RefSeq, a predicted model, not a curated record